UUCGCUGGUUGCCCAAAGCCAGGAAAAAUGUCAAAGACGAAGACGAGAAUCCCGGUGGAUGUACCGUCAUGCAGCGCGCUAGGUUGUUCCAGAGAACAGAGAUGGCGGCCGGUUAGAGCUACACGUAAACACAGCAUUUCCAUUAAGCCGGACUCCCCGAAACGCUGAGGGGCAGCCAGCCUCACGCACCGCCGCGGUGACACCGCAGCAGUCACACGGGAGGUCCCCGGCGGACUCUUCGUUCAACCUGAGCAAAUUUACAAACCCUACUUCCAAACAAAAACAUUAAAACAUGGACGAACACCCUGGAGGAGGUGCAGGAGGAGGAGCGGCCGCCCCGCGACAGCCGCCUUCACCGCAGCAGCACCAGCAGGGCAGCAGCAGCGGCGGACCCCCCAUCGGAGCAGUCAUGGUCCCGCAGCAGAACGAAGACUUGCCCCGGCCACAUCAGCAGUACACUAUUCCCGGGAUCUUGCACUACAUCCAACACGAGUGGGCCCGGUUCGAGAUCGAGAGGGCACACUGGGAAGUGGAGAGGGCCGAACUCCAGGCCAGGAUAGCGUUCCUGCAGGGGGAGAGGAAGGGCCAGGAGAACCUGAAGAACGACCUGGUUAGGAGAAUCAAAAUGUUAGAAUACGCUUUAAAGCAGGAAAGAGCAAAAUACCACAAGUUAAAAUAUGGAACAGAGUUAAACCAAGGAGACAUGAAGAUGCCAAUCUUUGAGUCAGACACCAAAGAGUCGGAGGUCUCUGCUGUCCCUGCCAACAGUCAGCUAAUGUGGAAACAAGGCCGGCAGCUCCUCAGACAGUACCUUCAAGAAGUGGGAUACACAGACACCAUUUUGGAUGUUCGCACUCAGAGGGUUCGCUCUCUGCUCGGCCUGUCGGGUUCUGAGCAGAACGGAUCGAUGGAGAAUAAGAACUUGCAGCACCUGAUCAAUGGAACGGAGCGCUGCAAAGAUCCCAAGAGGAUUCCAAAUGACAAUCUGGAGACGUUCAACUUCCUGGAAAACGCAGAGGACAGCGAUGAGGAGGAGGACGAGGAAGGAGACCUGAUGGAUGACAUGAGCUCUGACAAACAACACAGACCUAAGAAACACAAGCCUAACAUAGAGAACGAGGGCCUGGCAUCAGAGGACGACGCAGACACAGAGGAAGCCCUGAAGGAGUUUGACUUCUUGGUGACAGCAGAGGACGGAGAGGGAGCCGGAGAAGCUCGCAGCUCUGGAGACGGGACAGAGUGGGCGGAACCACUACCGUUCCCCUCCGGCGGGGGGAAGUCCUUCCUGCUGGGAGGGCCGGACGACGUGCUGGAAAGCGUGUUGGGUUUGGGGGACCUGGCAGACCUCACCGUCACCAACGACGAGACGGACUUUGGCUAUGAUCUGUCGUCCAGUAAAGAGUCUGCGUUCAGGAAGACGUGGAACCCUAAGUACACAUUGCGCAGCCACUUCGAUGGCGUCCGGGCGCUGGCAUUCCACCCCGUGGAGCCCUGCCUGGUCACCGUGUCUGAAGACCACACCUUGAAGCUGUGGAACCUCACAAAGACCGUCCCAGCCAAAAAAAGUGCCUCUUUUGAUGUGGAGCCCAUCUACACAUUCAGGGGUCACAUCGGCCCGGUUCUGUCCUUGGCCAUGACCUCCAGCGGUGAGCAGUGUUUCAGUGGAGGCAUCGACUCCACCAUCCAGUGGUGGAACAUCCCCAGCUCUAACGUCGACCCAUAUGACACCUACGAUUGCAGCGUCCUGGCGGGGUCGCUGCUGGGUCACGCCGACGCCGUGUGGGGAUUGGCUUACAGCGGCAUCAAGAACCGCCUCCUGUCCUGUUCCGCUGACGGAACCGUCAAGCUGUGGAACACUGUGGAGAAAGACCCGUGCAUCAGCACUUUCAACACAAACCAUGAGCACGGAAUCCCCACAGCUGUAGACUUCAACGGUUGUGACCCCGCCCACAUGGUGGCAUCCUUUAACAACGGAGACGUGGCGAUAUACGACCUGGAAACGUCCCAGACUGCGCUGGUGCUGAAGGGUCAAGGAGACAGCACCGUCCCGGGUUUGAAUCACAUCAAUAAAGUGGUGAGUCACCCCACGCUGCCCGUCACCAUCACAGCUCACGAGGAUCGCCACAUCAAGUUCUUCGAUAACAAGUCAGGUAAAAUGAUCCACGCCAUGGUGGCCCAUCUGGACGCAGUGACCAGUCUGGCCGUGGAUCCUAACGGGAUCUACUUGAUCUCUGGCAGUCACGACUGCUCCCUGCGGCUCUGGAACCUGGACAGUAAAACGUGCGUGCAGGAGAUCACGGCUCACCGUAAGAAGAGCGAAGAGGCCAUCUACGACGUGACCUUUCACCCGUCCAAAGCCUACAUCGCCUCUGCCGGAGCCGACGCCCUGGCCAGAGUCUACGUAUAGAGGAGAGGAGCAGCACAGCGCCGCGCCGCGGGCUCUGAGUCAGACGUAGCCAGGUUUGAGGUCUGUUCACAUCCAUCUGAAAGCAGCAGCAGACUGAGACGCCCACACACAUGCAGCCGCCCCGCGCCGCCGCCUUCGCCCACUGAAUGGAGCACGUCUGACCUGGCCAGUCAGUUCCCUCUCUAAGGCGGUGUCCAGCAGGCUGACCGUGGCCGGCCCGGCCUCCUCGUCAUGUUGAACUCUAGUGCAAUCUCCACAUGCAGACGUAGGAACGUUAAAGGAAAAAUCCCCCCAAAUGCAGCCGAUGAGUGGAGCUGCUCCUCUCUGCUGGCAGAUUCCGUCCAUCCCAUCAACUCUUUGGCUCAGUCUCCAUCACUGUCACCUCCUUAUUUGUGCCAUGGUCAAACAUUGCAUCAUGGGAUUUUUAGUUUUAAACCAUCCACUCACAGGAAGGCAGCCGGUAAAUUAGUUAAAAUGUCUAACAGUGAUUUGUGUUUUCAUCAUCUUUACUGUUAUCAAGUUCAAAGGAUGAAUUCUUUACAUUUUACUGUUACAGUAGCUAGACGUCUGCAGUCAAAAUGACAUUUUUGGUCCUUUAAGUUUUCCGUAGCGACAAAGUUUCACUUGGAAGAAUUAAGUCUGAAAUGAUUAACUUUAUCACGGCUUUCAUGUUAUUUCUGAGUGAAGGAUGAAGUUCUGACUGCUUUCCAGACUCAUUCAGCUUUACAGUGCAGUUACGUUUACUGAAGAAUCCAUCUUCACAUAAAGUCAGGGCUCAUCAAGCUGUCUGCUUAGAAAAUAGAGAAAUGACGAGGAAACGUGUCUGAUCAGACCAAUGCCAGGGACAGAUGUGGUUUAGUGAUGCAGCAAGAAUUAAACUGUUACUUCUGAUUUGAUCAGUUUUUCACAACUUGGUAUGUAGAAACUCAGUGUUUCGUCCUAAACGGUUCUGUCCUCUUAACAGAACCUUCUGCUGAUUAUUCAUUCAGCCUGAAGAACCAAAAACUCUGACAGCAGGGAUCGUGUGGGGAGACGGAUCUGAAGUUUUGAAAUGGGCUUCUGUGGAGAGUAGGGACCAAUAAUAUAUUUACCAAUAUUUAUAUAUAUAUAUAUAUAUAUAUAUAUAUAUAUAUAUAUAUAUAUUUCCUAUGUGUUUCAAUCCAGUGUAAAAGCAGCUACACAGUCACUGUGACUGCUGCUCUAACUAAAGUCCCCACAGUCCUGCACUGCUUCACUGUCACGUGACUGAAUGUGGCCAACCGCGUUCUCCUGAAACACAAACAGCAACUAGACAGCAGUAAACAUCGGCUAUUAAUCAGUCCAGUUUUAUCGGACAGAUACCGAUAUGAUAAAACGUGGCUAACAUCGGCUGAUACCGAUACCGAUAUAUCGUGCAUCCCUAGUGGGGAUUUCCUAACCAGUAACCAUUCUACCAGUCCAUCUGACUGGUUGGAUCUUUACAUAACUGUGCUCACAGGCUCUAAUCAGUGACAAGCCAGAAAUCUAAUUCUGGUUUUCAACAAAGUGAAAUGUUAAUCCCAAUCAAACUGUGUGUAAAAACGAAAUCCUUCAUCUUCAGACACACUGCUGCAGAAUUCAGUCAGCCAACACUGAAAUGUCAGCUGACUGACAGUGACUCGUAUUACUGAGUCACUGCUGCAGCAGACUCAGUAAUAUGAAUUAACAUCAUGUAACACUUAACAGUUUUUGAUUAAGCUAAUCAACUGACACAUUUUUGACCAAAAUCAUUUACCUUCAGCCCCUAGUCGGGCUAUUUAAAAAAUAAAGAACAAGAUGGCGGCAUCACAGGAAAAGUAAAGACACGUCCUGAUUCUACAUCAGGAUUUCUAUACUGUUUAUUCUGCAGUUUAUGAAGCAACAUAAACUGCAGAACAAGAGAGAUACUGAACGUUCCCCACUGCAGGGAAGAUAUUGACUACUCUCAACAUAACCCCAAUUCAAAAAGCAGAUGUUUGUUUUCUGCUUCACCUGUUAUUGACAUCUUUAUGAAACACUUUAAGUUCAUGUGCUGCUUCCUGUUUGUAUGAGGCCACUAGGAAAGCUCAGGCUGGAACUGACAGGUUGAGUUGCUGCUGCCCCUAGUGGUGUGGAGGUUCAGUUUAAAGAAGUUAUUUUUGAGAGAAAAAAAUACUAAAAAUCCUUUUUUUGUCUUUUGUCUGUAAUCCGUAACAUAACAUUUGCCUUCACAGUGGUAAGCAUUAAAAGUGCAUCAGCAGUGUGUAAAGGAGCCAGCAGGGGGUGCUAACAUCUAUCAGGACACUAAAGAAGCAGAAGCGCUAAAUGAUCUGAACUAAUAGAGCCAGUUUGUUUAAUGUUCAUAUCUAAAAUUUUGGGUAAUUAUUUUUCCUUUAACUUUCUGAAGCUCAGCCUGAGAAUCACUGAACCUGACAGACAAACAGGGGAUUUUUCCUUUAAACCUACGGAGACAAAGUCUGGACUGAAGUGAACAUCUGAUGUUUGAUCUCUGGUUUCUCUCCUUUUUUUAAAAAAAAAAAAAGAAAAAGAAAAAUAUUUAAAUGUGCUGAUGUUGCCAGGAAAACAUUUUAGCAGUUGUACAGUUUUGAAGAAAUUUAAAUUAAGAAAUGGAAAAAAAACCCAACAUGAGUGAGUUUGUGUGUUGGAAAAACCUGCCGAGCGAUCAUGGUUGGUGAAAAAUCUGACGAGGGUGGAGCUGCUCGGAACGCCGAGCGCAGCCCCGCGUCUAAAGCUGAGUAUUUUUGUUUGUGUGAAAGAGACAAAAAAAAAUCUAGUUUUUAUAAUCCUUUUUAUAGAAAUAUUGUUACUGGAGCGGAGGAGCUGUCCUGUCGGCCAUGCCAACGCUCACAGAUUAACCGUCGCUCGGUGACUAACUUCACUGCCACAGAUUAAAGAGCAGAAGUCACACGGAUGAAAGGAGAACGGUUCAGAUGAAACACACUGGAUGGAUGGUUUAAUAAGAACCUAAAUGUUAUUGAAAUCAGGUAUGUAAAGAACAGACACAGGUCAGCACCAUGUUAUACUGUUAGACAGCAGCUGCUCUCACACCGGUGUUAUGACACCUCUGGUCCCGAUGGGAAGAAUUACAGGCCGAUUACAGCAGCAGAGCCAGAAAUAAUCUGUUCUUGUAGUUCAGAAAGGGAAAUCAGAUAAAAUGAGUGUCAAGUCAAAGCUUUAGAAACUGGCCACUAAAUCCAGAUUCUCCCUCUGAAGCUGGAAAAAUAACAGUACAAAAAUCUAUCAGCCUGACCUAAAAUACCUGAUCUGAUUAUUUAAAUGACAUUUCUUCUGACUUUUUACAUCAAAAAUGUCUGAAAUAUGGAUCCAAACUGUAAACUCAAUGUCUAAAUCAGGGGUGUCCAACGAGUGGCCCGGGGGCCAUUUGUGGCCCUUGGACUGAUUUUUGUAUGGACUCAGAGCUUCUUUUUGGUUUGUUUUUAAAUCAGGAGAAAAUUGUAAACAUCAUUUUCUUACAAUGGAAAAUGUAAAGUGCAAAAUAAAAUAUUCAUUUUUACAACCAAGCUUGUAUAAUAAGCAGAACCACAUUUAUCCAGAAACUUUUACUUCAUGCUGAACCCAAAUCAUCUUUAUUUAUGAAACUUGGUUAAAUAUUGACAAGUGUUUUGAAAGGGACACAAAUCCUGUUCCCAUUACAGAGAAUCAAUUGUUCGAUAAAUUUGUCCAAAGCCCAAAGAAUUGGAACGCUGGUUUCAUAAUAUAGCAAACGUGUAAAUCCUUUAAGUUUUGGAUCUAUGGUGAAGAACAUCUUUUUUCUUGGGGGGG
Molecule: messenger RNA, 6187 nt
Organism: Xiphophorus couchianus (Monterrey platyfish)
Lineage: Eukaryota; Metazoa; Chordata; Actinopteri; Cyprinodontiformes; Poeciliidae
Gene: strn3
Product: striatin, calmodulin binding protein 3
Exons: 16
Coding region: 293-2407 (704 amino acids)
Cellular component (GO): dendrite
Molecular function (GO): protein phosphatase 2A binding; protein-containing complex binding; armadillo repeat domain binding
Source: RefSeq, a predicted model, not a curated record